Messenger RNA from Hemicordylus capensis (graceful crag lizard), 1424 nucleotides. It is a transcript of the gene NKX2-3, whose product is annotated as NK2 homeobox 3. The record is from RefSeq and is a predicted model, not a curated record. Gene Ontology annotation, biological process: cell differentiation; regulation of transcription by RNA polymerase II. The coding region runs from base 35 to 817 and encodes 260 amino acids. Gene Ontology annotation, cellular component: nucleus. NCBI's taxonomy places the organism in Eukaryota, Metazoa, Chordata, Lepidosauria, Squamata, Cordylidae. The transcript has 2 exons. Gene Ontology annotation, molecular function: DNA-binding transcription factor activity, RNA polymerase II-specific; RNA polymerase II cis-regulatory region sequence-specific DNA binding.
AGAGGAGGAGGAGAAACUGCCCUUCCUAAACUCCAUGGCGGCGGCGGCGGCGGCGGCGGCGGCGAAGAGCCAGGAGAACGCCAGGCUCUCACCCGGGAGUUACGUGCAGGCGGUGCUGCGGGGCACCUGCGAGCCCAAGGGGCUGACGCAGGAGGGAGAGCCGGUGCAGGACUCUGGAGCCAGGAAAGAGGAGCCCGUGGACGACCCGUCGGAGCGGCCUAAGGCGCGGGGCCGGAGGAAGCCGCGGGUGCUCUUCUCGCAGGCGCAGGUCUUCGAGCUGGAGCGGCGCUUCCAGCAGCAGCGCUACCUGUCAGCCCCCGAGCGCGAGGUCCUGGCCAGCAGCCUCAAGCUCACGUCCACGCAGGUGAAGAUCUGGUUCCAGAACCGGCGCUACAAGUGCAAGCGGCAGCGGCAGGACAAGGCCCUGGAACUCGGCGCCUCGUCGGGCGCGGCGGCCCCGCAGCAGCAACCACCCCCGCCGCCGCCGCCCCCCCGCCGGGUGGCCGUGCCUGUGCUGGUGAGGGACGGCAAGCCGUGCCUGGGCGGCUCGCAGGCCUACAGUUCGCCCUACACCAACACCGCCGCUGCCUACCCCUACAACGGCUUCGCCAACUACGCCUAUGGCAGUUCCCCCGCGGCCGCUUACGGCGCCGGCUACGGCUGCAGCUACCCCGCGGGCAGCGGAGGGGGACCCUCGGUGCAGCCGGCGGCGGCGGCGGGGCACUAUGUGAACAUGGGUGGCUUUGCCAGCAGCGCCCAGCCCCUGCACCAAGGCGCCGCCGGGCCCUCCUGCAGUCAGGGCAUCCGAGCCUGGUAGCGCGGGAGGACAGAGCAGCUCCUGCCAUGCCGCGGGGCCCGGGCAGGGCAGGGCAGGGCAGCGAGGGGGCAGCCCUCCGAGUGGCCCCCCUCUCCGAGACCUGCCUCUGCACCCUUGGGGGGCCUGGCACAUACACUGUGGGCAGCCACAAGCCACCCGGAAAGGCAGCAGCACUUCCGCGCGGCCCCCACCCCCGGGCAGAUUCUGAACCUCAGAUUUUCAGCUCCCGGUCCAUCUGGCUCAGCGCCCUGUCUAGCCGGACAGACGCCCAAGGGGCUGCCCAGCUGCAACGCCCGCCAGAUGCCCCGUCUGAACAAGGUGGCGCUAGCACAGACUGCAGGGAGGACUCUUUGGAACUUCCCAUCCUCCUCCUCCUUCUGCUAUCAGCCUCCGUAAUGGCUCGCCAAAGCUGUCCCGGGAGGGCGCAGCUGCAGGCCCUGGAUCUUCCCCGCUGCCUGGGACUGCUGGACGGUGCGGAAGGGGGGCAGCCGUUUUCCCGAAGCAGCUUCGCUUGUAGAAAGCCAAAGCCGGGGUGGAGGAAGCCUCGAGCCACCCCUUUCGUUGUAUCUAACGUGUAUCGAUGUAACUACCGCUGCAGGGAGUUAAA